Periconia digitata is the source of this 1055-nucleotide messenger RNA. NCBI's taxonomy places the organism in Eukaryota, Fungi, Ascomycota, Dothideomycetes, Pleosporales, Periconiaceae. The record is from the annotation of a GenBank genome assembly.
CAACUAUGAUGCCCACUAAAAUUCAAUUCCCACCAUACCAAGGCCAGUCUGUCAGAGUCUCCGUGAUCAAUGCUGCAAAAUCAUCCAUGCGAGCUGCAUUGCUCGUAGCGCCCGCUCCAUCCGAUCACGACCAUCUCGACUUAGCCGGAUACAGUUUCUUGGUAGAAUCUCAAAAUCGCGACCAAAAGGUUAUUUUCGACCUGGGUUUCAUGGAAGAUGUUGCAACCAAAGCGCCGCCUGUAUUGAAGCCAUUUUUAGGCAACAAUGAGCUUAUCAACAUCAAAGAAAGUCAACAAGUAGAUGCCGUCCUCACCAAUCACGAUAUUGAUCUUACGAGUAUCAAUUCAAUUGUAUGGUCCCACGCACACGUCGAUCAUACAGGCGAUCCGUCCACGUUCCCACCGACCACGGAGCUCGUCGUCGGACCCGGCUUCAAGAAGGCCUACACGCCCGGGUUUCCCACAAACCCGCAAUCUUCAGUUCUGGACAAUGCAUUUCAAGGGCGCCAUGUACGCGAAAUUGACUUUACCGAAAGCAUAUUCAUUGGUGGUUUCCGAGCUAUCGAUUUCUUCUCGGAUGGCUCAUUCUGGCUCUUGGAAACCCCGGGACACACCAAGCAUCAUCUCAGCGCACUUUGCCGAACAACUGAGGACUCUUAUGUGUUAAUGGGCGGCGACGUGUGUCAUAAUAUUGCGCAGCUACGACCUAGCCUGCUCAGACCGUUGCCAGAGAGCGUCUCGGCGAGCAUGAUGGGUAAUACACCGGCAUCUGAGAAUCGGGAUUGGGCUGGUCUAGGGAAAAUCCAGCAAGAUGGGAGCCACGCAUUUUACGGGCUUGUGCCUGCUAUGCAGGAGGAUUUGUGUAAAGCGCAGGAGACGAUCGAAAAGCUGAAGGCCUUUGAUAGUAGGGAUGACGUGCUGGUUGUUAUCGCACAUGAUGUAACUUUGCUGGAUGUGAUGGAAUUUUUCCCGAAAGAUAUGAACAAUUGGAAGGAAAAAGGUUGGGCGGAUCGAGGAAGGUGGCGAUUUCUGAAAGAUUUUGUCCAGGUCGCAUGA